UUAGCGACCGCGCAACUUGCAAAACGUGCCAAACAGCUCUCCCAAGCAAGGGUUUUAAUUCACGGAGUUAAGUUAGGAUAUUCGUGUUAAUUUGCAAGAGAUACCCUUAUUUAUGUUUUAGGUAACCGUAAAAAUGAGUUCUAGAUUAAUAGCGGGAAUUGUGGCGGGAAUCUGUGGCACGUUUUUCUUGGGUUACUGUGUGUACUUUGACCGGAAGAGACGAAGCGACCCCAUGUUUAAGCAGAAACUUCUUGAAAAACGUCGCAGAGAAAGGGAAGCACAAAAGGAAGCGUCUAUGGAGGAAAUGAAGAAUCGUGUACCAGAUAGGAAAGAUGCAGCUGCAGUUCAACAGUUUUUCUUGGAGGAAGUUCAACUGGGAGAGGAUCUUCUUGCACAAGGUGAAUUUGAGCAAGCUGUGAAACACUUGACAAAUGCUGUUGUGGUUUGUGGCCAGCCCCAACAGCUCUUACAAGUGUUUCAUUCAACUCUACCAGAACAUGUCUUUCAAAUGUUGGUCGAAAGCCUCAAUAGCAUACAAACCACGACAACGCAAAAAACUGAAGAUGGAGAUUCCCUGGAUUAAGCUCUUAAAUGCUACUGUUUGGUUUCAUUUCUGUGUGCAAAAACUUUUGAAAAAAGUAAAUAAAUAGAGGGGUGUAAGGCCUGUGUGCUGUUGGGUUUGUCUUUAACAGUUUCAACACAUUUUGGUUGGAUUGUAAGAGUGAAGGCACCUAGGCGAACUAUGUUAAUAAACAUGUUUUUUAGGA
This is a messenger RNA of Orbicella faveolata, 767 nucleotides long. RefSeq names its product mitochondrial import receptor subunit TOM20 homolog. Gene Ontology annotation, cellular component: mitochondrial outer membrane translocase complex. The record is from RefSeq and is a predicted model, not a curated record. NCBI's taxonomy places the organism in Eukaryota, Metazoa, Cnidaria, Anthozoa, Scleractinia, Merulinidae. Gene Ontology annotation, biological process: tRNA import into mitochondrion; protein targeting; protein import into mitochondrial matrix. Gene Ontology annotation, molecular function: transmembrane protein transporter activity.